CUUUAUUCUAUAAAGCACUGAGCCAGGGACCUUGAAGCCUCAGUCCUGUGUUUGUGGCUUGACUCUGAACUCUACAUUGUGUCAUGAGAGUACUCCUAAUUGUAGCAGUGCUCUGCCAGGGGCUAUUUGCCUCUGACCCAACAGUCUGCAAGCUUUAUACAGGCCAAGCUGGUGCUGAUGAGGCCGUAUACCUCAUUAACAAGCUACACCAUCAUGGAUACAAGUUCAAAUUAGACAGCUUUACAGUGGAAGAGAGUCCUCCAAGUCUGCCUUUGUGUCUAACUCAUUUGACUUUGACGUUAAAAGAGACCACGUGCCAUAUUGUGAAUCCAAAGCCUUUUAAUGAAUGUGAGGUUCGGACUGAGACUCAAACGCCAGUAACAGCAAACUGCAAUGUCACCAUGUGUGAUGGUGAAGAAACCCCAGGCAUCUCACGGUUAAUCUGCGAUACUGAGCCAGCUUCAAGUCAACAACUAACACGAAUCUGCCCUGAUUGCCCGACUCUUCUGCCCUUGCAUGAUCCGGAGGGUUUGAAGAGUGUAAACGCUGCCAUUGUGAAGUUCAACAAAGAGUCCAAGCUAACCUCCUACUUUAAACUAUAUGAAGUUGGCAGACUGAGUACCCAGUACAACAUGAUGUUUGGAAUGUCUCACUUUGCUGAGUUUGCAAUAGUAGAGACUGAAUGUGAAAACAAAGUGGAAAAAGAAGAAAAAACUGCUUGCAAGCAAAAAUGCUCAAACGAAACUCAUUAUGGCUUCUGCAAAUCCACACAACUUGGAAAUGGUGAGCUGACUGUAAAUUGUGAAGUCUAUCAAGUCCAGAACACAACACAUCAUCCAUUCCACCAUGGAAGGGGCUGUUGGCACCAUGAAAAACACAGACACCAUGAGCGAGGUGAACAUGGCAAACGCCCAGGGCACCAUGAGCAUGGAGGUCAUAAAGGCCAUCCAAAGCACCCUGCACAUCCUCAACAUCCCGAGCAUCCAAAGCAUCCAGAGCAUCCAAAGCAUCCAGAGCACCCAGAGCAUCCAGAGCAUCCAGAGCAUGCCAACCACACUGGUCCACCAAGCCAUCGAUUCUGCUUUACUCGUUCAACUAAAGGUCCUUUCUCUAAAGGUCCUCAUCAUCGUGGAGGUCCACCUCAUCAUGCGGGCCCCCCUCAUCAUGCAGGCCCACCACAUCAUGCAGGCCCUCCUCAUCAUGCAGGCCCUCCUCAUCAUAAAGAGCAUGGAAAACAUGACCAUGAUCAUAAGAAACCUCACAGUAAGCCCAACGACAAACAACCACCGCAGGCAGAGUCUGAAGUUCAACCUACUCCUCCAGUCUCAGAGAAAAGCCUAGAUUUCUCUUUCAUGCAUUGCCAUGGUGCGGUGAAAAUACCACCCUCCAUCCAUCCUAUUUGCCCCUUCCCUCCUUUACUGCGCAGGGGGGAUCAUCAUUAAAGUUGAACAUUGCAGAGGAUUUUCCUCUUAUACAAUUUGAAGUCGAAAUGUUAAGCAAAACUUUAAUUCAAAUAAACAUCAAGCUUCUGGUUUACACACUGCUACAAUUUGUUUUGUUAAACAAAUGAAAUGACAUAUUCAAUAAACCUCUUUUAUUAACAUCAAAA
Messenger RNA from Clarias gariepinus (North African catfish), 1609 nucleotides. RefSeq names its product alpha-2-HS-glycoprotein 1 (gene ahsgb). Bases 84 to 1442 code for a protein of 452 amino acids. The transcript has 7 exons. Gene Ontology annotation, biological process: negative regulation of endopeptidase activity. The record is from RefSeq and is a predicted model, not a curated record. Gene Ontology annotation, molecular function: cysteine-type endopeptidase inhibitor activity. NCBI's taxonomy places the organism in Eukaryota, Metazoa, Chordata, Actinopteri, Siluriformes, Clariidae. Gene Ontology annotation, cellular component: extracellular matrix; blood microparticle; extracellular region.